Messenger RNA from Tyto alba (common barn owl), 1293 nucleotides. It is a transcript of the gene MRPL53, whose product is annotated as mitochondrial ribosomal protein L53. The coding region runs from base 143 to 469 and encodes 108 amino acids. NCBI's taxonomy places the organism in Eukaryota, Metazoa, Chordata, Aves, Strigiformes, Tytonidae. The transcript has 3 exons. The record is from RefSeq and is a predicted model, not a curated record. Gene Ontology annotation, cellular component: mitochondrial large ribosomal subunit.
GGCUGGCGGGCCGCAGGGCUGCCGCGGACUACAUUUCCCAGGUGCCUGCGGGGCGAGCGGGGGGGGGGGGCGCGCCCGGCUUCAUUCCCCGUCUCCGCUGGGGGCUGCUGGGAGCUGUAGUCAGGGGGGAAGUGGAAAGAAGAUGGCGUCCAAGAUUCACGUGGUGCUGCGGCCAGUGAAGAGUAUCGUGGUCCGCUUCUGCCCCUUCGAGUCCAACGUGGAGAGCACGAGAAAAUUUCUUGGAUAUAUAAACCAUAAAAAAAUCCAGGCCACUAACAGAAACUGUGAAGUGACUGCUGACGUGAGACAUGAUGGGUCUGAACCACUUGUAGAUGUAAUGUUUGCUGAUGGAGAGCGACUGAUAAUGAAGGGAGCCAACUUGACGACAGUAGAAAUGCUGACAGCGUUGAAGUCCAGAUGUAAUGCAAAAGACCUUAAAGAGGAACAGAAAAGCAAAAAGAGUCCCUGAAGAACAGGGAAAGAACUGUGCUUGCAUUUACAUGUGUUAAAAACAGCAGGCUGCACAUAAGGCUUUUCUCCUGUGCAACAAAAUCUGACAGAGAUGGCCAAAACACUGACCAGUUUAACAUGCAGCAGAAUUAACUAUUUAAAUGUUCUCUAUCCCCACCUGAAGGAAAACAUAGUGGAUCAGCAAAUCUUCUAACACUAGUGGGUCAGAGUGGCUUAAGAUGCAUGAAUGCAUCUUUCUAAGCAGCUGGCUCUGUCGUCUGCAUGUUGGACUAAUACCACAUGUAUUUGCAUAUAAAUGUGAGCAAUAUGCAUUAGCUAUUAAAUUAAUAUUACAGUAAAGACAUCUCUUUGGACGUUAUUUCCUACAAAAUUUCUGUAGAGUGGAAUGCAAAAUAUUAUUAGAAUGGUUACUAUUUUUGAAAAUUAUUAAAUACAAAAGUUUGAAGAAGACUUUGAAAGUACUCAUCAUUGACCUAGCUGAGGGACAGAGCAAGCUGCAAAUACAGAGUAGAUUUUGUAAAACAAUGUUUAUUAUACAUCUGCUGCCAAGUCCCUGCCCUUGUCUGUCUUUCUUUUUCAAGAAAGUGUGAAAUGUGCUAAAUGUAAAUUUAGCUCGGUGAUUAAAGUAACAAGGUAAUGGGACUGUGAACAUAUAGUAGAGCUACUCAUCCUGCAUAAAAGUAGCUAAGUUUAGCUCAAAGGGAAAGGUAAGUUAGUUUUUUUUUGAUAAUUGGAGAAAAGGGCUAUCUUUGAAGUUCUGUUUUGUAAAAAUUUUGUAACUCAAUUUUGGGAGAUUUCAUUAAAUAUUUUAUAAAGAUCAAA